GAAUGUUGAACUUACUCCAGAACCCUGGAUCAUGGCAUGGUGUAUAAGCUUUAUCCCAGCUCUGAUUGGUUUACAAUCUCUACCAAAAAACCGGUCUAACCUGUUAUACAUGUUUGCCUUUGGAAUCAUUGUUACUGGUGUUGGUCCCUUGAUGUAUGGUUCCACCUUCGUCAUUCUAGAAGUUCUUCAAAACAUGUCUGAAGGAAUAGUUCCAGCAACACAGGACUGGAGGGUCCUGCCAAUCAAGAUGGCUGUUGUUGCAUUCAUUAUCCAGCUUCAUGCGAUAACAGUGUAUUAUUCAUCUAAGCUUAUUGGUGCGUGGGGAUCAAAGGGAGAGAAGGGCUCAUAG
Molecule: messenger RNA, 349 nt
Organism: Exaiptasia diaphana
Lineage: Eukaryota; Metazoa; Cnidaria; Anthozoa; Actiniaria; Aiptasiidae
Product: protein jagunal homolog
Exons: 1
Biological process (GO): endoplasmic reticulum organization; vesicle-mediated transport
Cellular component (GO): endoplasmic reticulum membrane
Source: RefSeq, a predicted model, not a curated record